Molecule: messenger RNA, 750 nt
Organism: Toxorhynchites rutilus septentrionalis
Lineage: Eukaryota; Metazoa; Arthropoda; Insecta; Diptera; Culicidae
Exons: 1
Coding region: 1-750 (249 amino acids)
Source: RefSeq, a predicted model, not a curated record
AUGGACACUUGUAAGCCAUCAUCAACGCCAAUGGUCACCGGCUUGCAGUUGCAAAAGUCAUCGAAAGAAGAGAAACUUGACAAACCCUACCGCGAGUUGAUAGGCUGUCUCACCUAUCUAAUGGUAACCACGCGCCCCGACAUCAGUGCUGCUGUAUCACAUUUUAGCCAAUUUCAGUGCAAUCCUUCCCAGGAACACUUGUCUCAUGCCAAGAGAAUAUUGCAUUUCUUGAAAGGAACGACGCAACGCGGCUUGGUUUACAAGAGAGUGGAAACAGCAAAGCAGAUAAUUGGCUUCGCAGACGCAAAUUGGGCAACCGACUCUAGUGAUCGCCACUCCGUUUCGGGGUAUGUAUUCCAGAUAUACGGAGCCACCACAUCCUGGAGUACUCGCAAGCAAAGAACCAUCGCUUUGUCGUCUACAGAAUCCGAGUGUAGUGCCUUGGUCGACUGCAUUUGUGAAUCGAUGUGGAUUUGCAAGUUAUUUAAGGAGUUAAAUAUACUGGACAAAGAUGCCGUCAUUAUUUUCGAGGAUAACCAAUCCGCUAUUGCAAUAGCAGAAUCAGAGGCACCGUCUAAGAAGCUGAAACACACAGACGUCAAGCUACAGUUUAUCAAAGAGUGUGUUAUGGAGCGUAAAGUGACAAUACAGUAUCUGUCGAGCAACCAGCAACCCGCUGAUAUGUUGACGAAGGGUCUGGUUCCUGCAAUUUUCAACAAGCAUUGUUCUACCUUGGGAAUUCAAAAGUGA